Oncorhynchus nerka (sockeye salmon) is the source of this 3269-nucleotide messenger RNA. Its product is annotated as solute carrier family 25 member 44-like. The record is from RefSeq and is a predicted model, not a curated record. The coding region runs from base 236 to 1186 and encodes 316 amino acids. The transcript has 4 exons. Gene Ontology annotation, molecular function: branched-chain amino acid transmembrane transporter activity. Gene Ontology annotation, cellular component: mitochondrion. Gene Ontology annotation, biological process: branched-chain amino acid catabolic process; transmembrane transport; branched-chain amino acid transport. Lineage: Eukaryota; Metazoa; Chordata; Actinopteri; Salmoniformes; Salmonidae.
GCUGGAAACCACAAAUAUUUUCCCAGUUAACCCUCUCGCGUUGCCUCUUCCUCUCUGGUUUAGUUCUCCAACAUAACAUCAAAUCAUAACCCGGACAGGUAGCUCUAAAUUCGGUAUCGCUUUCCUCACCUACUGAUAUGAAAUUGCUAUUCCGACUAUGUACAUAAUAUUUUGAUAUACAUUUGUCCAACGAGGUAGAGGCUAGUCUGAUGAGGGGGCUCUCCAGAAAGGCAGGAUGCAACAGAACAGGAACAUCCAGAUCAUUGAAUGGGAGGACCUGGACAAGAGGAAGUUCUACUCCUUCGGGGUAUUCAUGACCAUGACCAUCCGGGCCACCGUCUACCCGGCCACCCUCAUCCGCACCAGGCUGCAAGUGCAGAAGGGUAAGUCGCUCUACAACGGGACCUUCGAUGCCUUCUUCAAGAUCCUGCGGGCCGAGGGCGUGCGGGGCCUCUACCGCGGCUUCAUGGUCAACACCUUCACUCUCAUAUCGGGCCAGGCUUACAUCACCACCUACGAGCUGGUGAGGAAAUACGUCUCCAACUAUUCCAAGGACAAUACCGUCAAGUCUCUGGUGGCAGGUGGCGCGGCGUCCCUGGUGGCACAAACCAUCACUGUCCCCAUAGACGUGAUUUCCCAGCAGCUGAUGAUGCAGGGCCAAGGGAAGCACCUGACUCGCUUCCGGGUCAAGGUCAAAACGGAGUCUGACGGGAAGACAAAAAUGGCAUUUGGCCAAACCAGGAACAUGAUUGCUCAGAUCUUUGCGGCCGACGGUUUCCGAGGCUUCUACAGGGGAUAUGUGGCCUCCCUUCUAACAUACAUCCCAAAUAGCGCGGUCUGGUGGCCUUUUUAUCACUUUUACGCAGAACAGCUAUCCAAAAUGGCGCCCAGUGACUGCCCUCAUCUACUACUCCAAGCCAUGGCCGGACCACUAGCUGCUGCGACUGCUUCCACUGUCACCAACCCCAUGGAUGUGGUCAGAGCUAGAGUGCAGGUUGAAGGCAGGACCUCCGUCAUGGAGACUUUCAGGCACCUGCUGGCAGAGGAGGGAUUCUGGGGGAUGACCAAAGGGCUGUCUGCACGCAUCAUAUCCUCCAUUCCCACCGCCAUCGUUAUGGUCGUGGGCUACGAAACCCUCAAGAGAGUGAGCCUGAGACCGGAGCUGGUCGACUCCAGACACUGGUAGAGGACAUUAGCACCCAAUUCCAAAUCGACCCCUAGCCCAAACCCUCUAUGCCCAGGUUAGGGGAUAGGUUUUACCAAUAUGGAAAUAGCUACACAUUUCUCACUUGAAUUUUCACCACAUUGUCUAUACAAUCAUAGUGGGUAAGGGACACAGAUGGAUUUGGGAUUAGAAAUGGUUGUUGUGGCCCUGAUUCCAAGUUGGCCUCUAGAGCUCCCCUGACCUCACCGCUACAUAGGUGAUAGCAAUAGAGCACAAUAUUGGCCCAGGGACUGAAAUGGAACUGGGCCAACAAGCUCUGCCUGCUUCUAUUCCUUAAUGGCUUCCUUGUCCUUAUCAUUUUGUUUGCCUUUUAAAUUACUGCUGCCUUUUAGUGGGGAUUUUUAUCUUAAAUUGUAAGUGAAUGAAGGAACAGUAGUAUGUCAUUACAAUGUGUAAUUUGUGACCGGUGCUGAGCGAUUAACUGAUUAACCGUUAUUUUUCAUUUUUUUUAAGGAACUAAUUGACCAAUGUCUGGUGAAUUAUUUGAAUUCCAUUUAGUUGUUUUUUUGUCUGAGCGCUAUGCACAGUUUUUCUAGCGAUAAAUCAGAUCAAGCCCGAACUGUGCAAUGGAGUUGUAGUUUCCAUAAAAACAUGCCGUGUUUACUUUGAAGAACUACUCAAAUAGUGAUUUUGUCAGACAGCAUGGGCAGCAGCUCUGUAAAGAUGACAUGACUUGGAAUGAAAUAAAGACAUCAAAUAGGCUUAAAACAAAUGAAAUAUUGAAUUAAAAUCAUGAAUAAAUGAUGCUUAAUAAGUGAUAAGCGGUAAUGGGCAGUCACUACUGUCAUGGGACUUUUAAUUGUUUCAUUCUGUGUUACAGUAUUCAAACCACAUAAUGCGCAGUGCAUUUCAUGUAAAAAAUCAAAUUCAAAUGAAAGAAAACGUCAUUUAAAAAAAAUAAUCAAACCAAACCGACUUCAAAAAGUAAUCGCUCAGCACUAGUUGGUUCCUUCGGUAUAAACACUGGACUGAUCCAUCACUUCUAAUGUAUUUCUACUGUCUUAGUAAUAGGAUAGAUGCUCUUCAAUCUGUUUAUAGCUGCCCUCUGUAGCCUUUAUCAGGUUUAGUUCUAGGAGGUAGCAACAGCAAAUUACAUACACAAGUUCAGCUCAAAAACACAAAACAAAACAUCCAAUUAUGGCACAUUUUCCUCUUCUUCUUUGACUUUUCACUUGCAAAGACCCUCCCCUUUAGUCCUCCCAACCGAAUCUCGUCCACCCAGCCAGCUCUCUAGCAAUUGAGCCUGGGGUCGGACAAGGUUACUCCCAGCACAAAAUAAAGUAGCUGGUAAAUGAUAUAAUUAUUAUAUUAGAAGUAGCACAUGUAACUUUGGGGGUGUUUAGGGCAGCCAUCUUAUUGUGAAUUAAAUAAAUAUGUGAUGUGAUCCUGUAAAUGAUACUGUUAAAGCACAUCGUUUCCAAUUGUCUUCACCUCAACUCCAAUAUUCAAUAGUUUGACCCUGGUAUUUACCAUUGCUGCUGUGGCAAUAUUAGCAAUAUUCAACUAAUGUGGUACUGAACAAUCACGUUUGUUGGCCAAUUGUGAAAUGUUAACUGUUGUAGUUUAAAAUGUUCAGUAAAUUACUUUUCUGAUGGUUUCAGGGUUGGUAUUUGGGAGGGAUUUGUUGUUAGUGUGCUGGACCACCAGUGAAGUGCUCUUUAAAGGAAGCCAUGUGAGAUGAGGACUCCAGGCAGAGAACAAGAUGAGGCAUGUCCCUUUAUGUAUUGUGGCAGUAAACCUCUGAGUGCAAUCUAUGUAUUAACUUAAUCACUUCCAGCUCAAAUGUGUGGUUGCACAAUGUACAUUUCUUUGAAUUUGUCAAUAUAUUAUUGUCUUAAAAUAAAAUGUUCUGAAGUUAUUUAUUGGAGAGAAAAAAAAUGUAUUUUGAUAUUUCUCUGGACAAUAGCAAAGGUUCAAACGAUACUGAAGAAAAAUAUAAACGCAACAAUUUCAAAGAUUUUACUGAGUGACGUGACUGGAAAUACAGAUAUGCAUCUGUUGGUCACAGAUACCUUAAAAUAAAUGGGUCUCACAAUGUGCCUCA